AACAUCAGUAACUUCCGUUAGUGAAGGAGAGCUCUGUUCCAGUUUUGCGACAACACCUGAAACGAUAGUGAUCGUUGUAGGCGGUUAAUUUCCCGCCAUUACUUGCUAUUUUUAACAAAACUGGAGAUUGUUCCCUAUCCACUAUGACGGAUAAUCAGUAUUCGAGUUACCAACAACAGGGGUACAAUCAAUACAGUCAACCCCCUCCGACAGCAGGACAGGAUACAUCUUAUCCACCACCUUCUACCGGUGGUGGUAAUUACAAUCAAUAUAGUCAACCCCCUCCUAAUACCGGAGCUGGUUAUGGGAAUUAUAAUGCUUACAAUACCGGAGGUGGCCAAGAUUACAAUCAAUCACCUGGUCAAAGCGGUUAUGGACAAAACAGUUACAGUGGCAGCAAUUCUGGUAACAGCGGUAGUGGAAGUUAUGGAGGAGGAGGAGGAGGAGGAAGUUACAGUCAUGGAGGAAGCAGUAACAGUGGUGGUGGUGGAUACAAUCGUAGCAACUCUAGUGGAGGAUACGGUGGAGGCCAAGGUGGCGGAGGAGGUAGAUAUGGGGAUCGUGGAGGAUAUGGAGACCGCUCUGGUGGAGGAUACAACAGUGGCGGUGGCCGAGGUGGUUAUAACAAAGGGGGCUACGGUGACCGUAACAGUGGUGGUGAUGGAAUGGUCGUGCAAGAAGAUACCAUUUUCGUGUCUGGAAUGGAUCCAUCUAUUUCAGAAGACGAAAUUUGUGAACAUUUUGGAGCUAUUGGAUUAAUUAAACACGAUAAACGCACUGGGAAAGCAAAAGUGUGGAUGUACAAAGAUAAAAAUACUGGAAAAUCUAAAGGAGAGGCAACUGUAACUUACGAUGAUCAAAACGCUGCGCUCUCGGCCAUAAAAUGGUUCGACGGAAAGGAUUUCAAGGGUUGUAAAAUUAAAGUACAAAUAGCACAGCAUAAGAGUAGUUGGCAAGGUAAUCGUAGCAGUGGUGGUCGCGGAAGCGGUGGCAGAGGAAGAGGAGGUGGUGGAUUUGGUGGACGUGGAGGAGGUGGUGAUAGAGAUGAUCAUUAUCGUGGCGGUGGUGGUGGUGGUAGUGAUGAUCGUCGUGAUGGUGGAGGACGUGGUGGUGAUUGGAGGUGUCCAAAUCCAGACUGUGGUAACACAAACUUCGCUUGGCGAGAUCACUGCAAUCUCUGUAAAAGUUCUAAACCAGAAGGAGCUGGUAGCGGAGGUGGUGGCGGUGGUGGUGGCGGCGGUGGCGGUGGUGGUGGCGGAAGAGGAGGUGGUGGCCGUGGAGGAGGUGAUCGAGGCAGUCGUGGUGGAUUCCGAAGUGACAGGGGUGGUGGCCGAGGAGGAGAUAGAGGAGGAAGAGGUGGAGGAUUUCGUGGUGGCGACAGAGGUAGAGGAGGUGGACGCGGCGGACCAAUGAGAGGAGUUGGCGGACGUGGAGAUAGAGACAGAGACCGUCAACGACCUUAUUAAAUUUGUAUUCAUCUAACAAUUUGAAAUGCGUUGUUUUAUUAACAACAGUCUAUACAUACAUAAAUACGUACAGAAAAUUCCUUUCCCUCUCACACAAACAUACACUCACAUACAGUGUAUAGACAUUAUAUAAAUAUUUUGUACGCACUCUUCUUGGAGUUAUGUACAUUAUUUCUCGACAAAAAAAAAAAUAAUCAUGACGGAUUAUGUCAUUACCAUUCAGUUUUGUCACAUAGUUUUUAUAUUCACUAAA
This is a messenger RNA of Polistes canadensis, 1719 nucleotides long. Its product is annotated as RNA-binding protein cabeza-like. The transcript has 8 exons. Gene Ontology annotation, biological process: regulation of DNA-templated transcription. Gene Ontology annotation, molecular function: RNA binding; transcription coregulator activity. Bases 144 to 1466 code for a protein of 440 amino acids. Gene Ontology annotation, cellular component: nucleus. The record is from RefSeq and is a predicted model, not a curated record. NCBI's taxonomy places the organism in Eukaryota, Metazoa, Arthropoda, Insecta, Hymenoptera, Vespidae.